AUGAGAGAGGUCUUGAAUAAAUGCGGAGAAAAUGAACGGAUCGUGAUGUUAGGGGACUUUAAUGGAUGGGUUGGAGUAAAGCGUGAUUGGUAUGUAGGAGUUCUGGGUACGUUUGGGGACGAGAGAGUGAAUGACAAUGGGAGAAACCUGCUUGAAGUAUGUUUGGAAUGGGAAUGGAAUUUGUGCGUGGCCAACACAAUGUUUGACCACAAAAAGAUCCAUUUGUAUACAAGAGAUGAGGGUGAGUUUAGAAGUAUGAUUGAUUUUAUAAUUGCGGAUGCAAGACUGAGGAAGAAGGUGUUAGACACUCGGGCAUACCGAGGUGUAAACCUCGACACAGACCACUUCCUGGUCAUAGCCCGAAUGCGUGCCCUCUUUAAAUGGUGGCAACACCGAGGGGCCGAGCUUACGAGUUUUCUGGACGGAGUAAAAGUGGAAAAUCUACAUAAAAAAGAAAAUAAGGAUGAGUAUGUAAAGAAACUGAAAGAAAGUUUUAUAGGCAUAGAAGAGAUAGGUGUGAUUGAAGAUUUGUGGAGACAUUUAAGAAAGGGGUCGUGA
Parnassius mnemosyne (clouded apollo) is the source of this 558-nucleotide messenger RNA. The record is from the annotation of a GenBank genome assembly. Lineage: Eukaryota; Metazoa; Arthropoda; Insecta; Lepidoptera; Papilionidae.